This is a messenger RNA of Chaetomium strumarium, 2010 nucleotides long. RefSeq lists its product as uncharacterized. The transcript is spliced from 2 exons. The record is from RefSeq and is a predicted model, not a curated record. Lineage: Eukaryota; Fungi; Ascomycota; Sordariomycetes; Sordariales; Chaetomiaceae. The coding region runs from base 1 to 2010 and encodes 669 amino acids.
AUGGCCACGGUAGCCAAGCCUCUGAGCUCGCCGCUCCCGCCACUGCCCUCCAAGUUCGCCGGACCCGCACCUAUGAGCAUCCCGCGACGGCCCGUUGCAGCAGCUCCCGUGACCCCGACACCGGUUCUGGCGCCGACCGCUCCCGCCGGACCGGCGUCCCCCAACCCGAUCCCGUCGCCUGCUGGCUCCUACUCAAGCCUUCUCUCUGCCUACUCCAAUCACACGGCCGACUCGCCGCGGUCGCCAUCGGAAAACUCCGGCAAGGCUAUCUUCAGCUCGGCGAACUCCUAUUCGAUUGUGUCACCAGCCCUGGACACGCAGAGGAGCAGUGCACAGUCUGAUGCACCUGCGCAGGCGCUGCCGCGGCCCGAACAGAAUGCGCAAAAGGAAGAGCCCAACGGUCGUCGAGUCUUUGAGCAGAGCAGCGAAGAGUUGCCGCCACCGCUGCCUGUGAAAGAUGCACAGCGCGAGGUCGCGAGAGUGCAGACGCCCACUUCCUCCGUGCAAGCACAAACCACGCAAUCCAAAACUUCUCCGGUGGCCGGAUCACCGUUGGGGAACGACCCCGCGCAGCAAGAGCAGCUGUGGCGGCGAAGGUCGCGAUCGCUCAAAAGCGAGAGGCCCCCGGCCAUUCCGGAGCUCAAACUGGUUUCGAGCCACGGUUCCACGGCCGCGUCAGCUCAAAACACGGCGCAAAGCGGCCCCGGCAGCUUGUUUCCGCAACAACCAAUCACGCUUCUUCCCGGAAGCGACCACGAGACAUCGACGCAGUCCGCAACAUCUCGAGCUCCCCCACGGAGCGCUAACGGCGGACUACCAGGUCGCAACAUUCGUCCCGAGCUGGUGGGUGAGCACACCGCCGCACGAGGAGGCGAGGCGAGCAUGGGCCAAGACGGGUCGCGGGUCAAGGAGAAGCUUCAUAUUGGGAAGACGACAAAGCGUGAAAGUGCGGAGGAAGCGGACAAGAAAAUCCAGGAAGCACAGGUCAAAUCGGCGGUCACGGCUGGACCCACCAUCUCCCCCCUCUCUGCUCAGCGCCUUCCAAGCCCGCUUUCAGACACGGCCCUUUCUCCGCUCGCUUUGUCUGUAUCGCCAGAGCUGCCCGGCGAAGCGAAGCCGGUAGCUCGCAAACCCGUCGGGGCUCCAGACGCCCAAAUACGCCAUGCGAAGAGCAUUCCGACCUUGGCGCCAGAGUCGAAAAACCUGGGGUUGGGCGUGCGCACGCUGGCUGGUCUGCCCACGUCUCCCAGACCCGACUUAAGUAAGGAUGCGAAUCAGAAGCAGUAUAUCCCCUACUCUCCCCCGCCCGCCGGGAAUCAGGCUCCGAGUCAAACCCAGUUUCCGGCUCGGGCCUCAUCCAGGGAAGACGGCGACCAGUCUGCCCAACCCCCGACUCCGCGCCAGGAGCCAUCGCCGGUGGCGGCCUUGCCAGCUAUGCCGCAACGAAACCCGGAGCCGCAGAACCCAAGCGCGGGCGGUCUCAAGCGGGCCAUCUCCGAAGCCGGGUCCGUCGAAACAGUCAAGGCGCCACCAGCAGCAGCAGCAUCCAAGCCCCCCGUUAUUCGCGAACCAGACCACAUCCCCAGCCUGGCACUCGAUAACCAUCGUCACAGCGACAAUCAUCAAAACGACCUUCUCCCGCUUCGCGAACCAGACCCCAACCAGCCGGACCACACCGACCACCCGGGCGCCGCGCUCUUCCCGCGCAACUGGUACAACCCCUCGCCCGCCUUAGGCGGCGACGACAACAACAACAACAUGCACAUCCCCGACGCGCGCCCGCUCACGGACCGGCACUAUCGGUGUCUGACGCAGCACCGGUACAUGACGGCCAACAAGCAGCGCACCAAUCCCGUGGCCUGCCGGACGUGCGGGCACAAGGACCGCAACGCCGAAUGCUACAUCUGCAGCGCCUGCCAUCUGAAUGUGUGCUCGGGCUGUGCCGGGCUGCUGAAGCGGCUCAAGGGGGAUUUGAGGGCCGUUCUGAGGGAGGUGGGGGGGAAGAAUUGA